AUGAGUAAAGAGCCUGAGAAAGUUCCACCUGCUCAGACUCUGCAGACACAUCCAGUCGUCAUGAUGAAGCUGACCGUGCUGCUGUGUGCUGCUCUGCUCCUCACUGUUUUUGCAGCUGAAGAGGAUGUCUACAGCAAAACUGGAGAUGGAGUAAUACUAGCUCAACCACGUGAGCCCCAGUGCAGCAGGUUCGAGACAGGAAGUUGCACUAAAGAGUAUGACCCAGUAUGUGGCUCUGACGGGCACACAUACAGCACCGAGUGUCUGCUGUGCCAGUACAACAGAAAACAUAAACAGCAGGUGAAGGUGGUGAGACAUGGCCCGUGUGUGUGAUAGGGCCCAUGCUUGCGACAGGGACCAUGCAUCUGACAGGAGCCUCUCCCUCAGGACUGACAGAGAUGUCAGUCUGAACUAUUAAA
Periophthalmus magnuspinnatus is the source of this 419-nucleotide messenger RNA. Its product is annotated as serine protease inhibitor Kazal-type 2-like. The coding region runs from base 1 to 333 and encodes 110 amino acids. The record is from RefSeq and is a predicted model, not a curated record. The transcript is spliced from 4 exons. Gene Ontology annotation, molecular function: serine-type endopeptidase inhibitor activity; protein binding. NCBI's taxonomy places the organism in Eukaryota, Metazoa, Chordata, Actinopteri, Gobiiformes, Gobiidae.